AUGGCUCACUUGGCUGAUGACUUUCCUCCCCGCCCCACGGAAGAGACCCCCGGGGCGGACGCGGGCACCUACCGGAGCCGGGGGACCGGCCGAGGCGGGGGAGAGGUCGCCGCCGCCGCCGCCGCUCCGGGCAGGCGGGCCGUGCGCGCUGUCGCAACGGGGAUGCUGCUGCUGCUGCCGCCGCCGCCGCCCGGGCUCUCAGCACCUGCCCCGAAGGGGUCCCCGCGCAGCAAGGGGGCCGCCUCCCCGCCCAGCACAUCCGGGGGGGGGGGAGAGGAGGGGCGGCGGCGGCGGGGGGGCCGGGGCGUCGGAGGGGCUCCAGACGGCAGCGGCGGCGGCUCUUCCGCUCGCCUCGCCCGCGCAGCCGCCUCUCCAGGACCCAGACGGGCGGACCGCAGCGCAGCGCGCGGCUCGGCCGGCCGGGGCUGCAGGCAAAACCCGGACCGGACUCCGGGCUGCCCAGCGGCCCCCUCUGCCGACGGGCGGCUCGGCCCCCGCGCCCCGAGCAGCGCCCAGCCUGCUCCGAGCAAGCCCGGCGCCUUUCCCGACGUGCCCGGGGAGCUCCGGGUCUCCCCGGGAAGGCCGCGUGGUCGUUCCCCGGUCUGGGCGGCGGGGGUCGCCGCUCCCCACGUGCACGCCCUCGACGCGCGCGGAGGCUUGCUCUCCCGCGGCCCUUCCCCUUUAAACGCCCCCCCCCCUCCAGCGAGCAGCAAAACUUGGAAGCGGCGCGAGUUGCGGGAAGAUGGACGGGGGGGGGGCGGGCGGCCUCGGGGCGUCCCCGCGAAGCCCCACCCGCGAGGAUCCCCGGCUCCCCACAUGAGAUGGGGCGGGGGCCGCAGAGCCCCCCCCCCUCCCGGCCGUCUCCUGAGCCCGCUUCCGAGUGCGGAAACGGGCCCGGAUCGCCCGUGCGGGGUGUUCGCGCGCGGGGUCGGCGCGGCCCCCUCGGGGGAGCCGGAGGGGGCGCUUGGCGACCCCAUUGCUAGCAGCAGGCUCGACGCCGGGAUCGACCGGUGCUUGCUGCGGACCGGAUCGGGCUCUCCCCCGGGGAGGCGGCAGCCUCGCGCCACAACUUUUUCAAAGGCCCCCCCGUGCCUUCGAUAG
Messenger RNA from Euleptes europaea (tarantolino), 1101 nucleotides. RefSeq names its product collagen alpha-1(I) chain-like. The transcript has 4 exons. Bases 1 to 1101 code for a protein of 366 amino acids. The record is from RefSeq and is a predicted model, not a curated record. NCBI's taxonomy places the organism in Eukaryota, Metazoa, Chordata, Lepidosauria, Squamata, Sphaerodactylidae.